Molecule: messenger RNA, 161 nt
Organism: Symbiodinium necroappetens
Lineage: Eukaryota; Dinophyceae; Suessiales; Symbiodiniaceae
Source: the annotation of a GenBank genome assembly
GUCCGGCAAGACCUGCUUGGAGACCUGCCUCAACUACGGCCUCACUUGCCUGGACCAGGAUCUUCUCUUCAUCAACCACUGCGCUGCUCUUGCUACGAUCUUCAAGUGCAGGGCCUGCGAGCCAGGUCUUGACAAUGCAGGAGUCGAUCAGUCUGGGGUGU